Molecule: messenger RNA, 1836 nt
Organism: Symbiodinium sp. CCMP2592
Lineage: Eukaryota; Dinophyceae; Suessiales; Symbiodiniaceae
Source: the annotation of a GenBank genome assembly
AUGGAGAAGGUCCUUUCAAGGCACUGCUUUCUCCACGGCUUCGCUCUUGCUAUUGCAUGGAUUGCUGCCGGACAUCAGGUAUCCGAUUGCAGCAAAGUGGAGGGUUGCCCAUCCUUUCGCAGGCUCUCCUCGGAUGGAUGGUUGCACAGCUUCCAGGCAGGCAGAACUGGAAUUCCUGGGACCGAAAUUGUGCAGCUCGUAAGCCAUAAGGGCUCCCUCUUCGCUUCGGUUGGCUACUGGAUGCAUCCAUCUCACCACCCAGGUCGGAUUCUACGUUUGGAUUGUCCAACUUGCGAAUGGGAGAUGGAACACCCAGAAGAAGGCAAUGUGUACAUGAGCUAUGUCGUACGCCUCGAAUGUCUGAAGUCAGUCACAUGGACGUCCACCCUCUCAAACCCUGUGCCAACGCAGAGUGGCACUGAUGAGCUCUUGCAUGCCACAGGUUACCUGGACUGGCUGGGAGAAGCUCAUUGCGUCUUUUGCACUCGCAACGAUGCCACAAAGCUUUGGGCAUGCAACCCGUUCUACAAAAGCACUCCCUUUACAGAGAACGGCUUCACUGGGCGGUCCAUGAUCCAUUACAAGGACCCCAUCACCGGGAUGGAGCAGAUCAUCCUUCCGACAGGAAAGGAUGGCGUGACUCGGGGCCAUUACGAUCCGAACAGCCCUGUCCGUGUGUCGUUCGAUUAUCAUAUCGAGCCUGGCACAGAAAAUCUUCCACAGCGGCCACUCGCAGUAGCUGAAAUGGGUGGUCAUGUGUACAUGGCUGUUGGCCCACUCCUCAUGAAGCGAUCACAAGGAAAGACGGAUGCAACGUGGACUACGGUUCUCGAUAUGUUGCAACAUGACACUGGGGUCACACAGACGGAUGAGGCCGUUGGCGGACUCCGCGGUCUCACUGCAAUUGACAAUCCCGCAAGUACCACAGGUAAAUCAUUGCUGGUGGCAUGGAACCCAAAUGGACGCUCACAAGGUUGCAUAUACCGGUUAGAUCCGAAGACAGACGCCGAUGGCUUCGACGUGGCCCUCGAGAAAUGUGUCAAACAAAUUAUGAGGGAGAGUUACGACCCAAAUGGGAAGUUUCCUUAUGCUCUUGCAGCCUACAACGACAUCUUAGCAGUGCCCGCAAGGAACGGCGGAGUUGUUCAUCUCAUUGGCUUCAUGGUGCUUCUAUGGGGUCCCACCGCCCAUUCCCUUCCUGCGAAUCCUGGCCAAUGGAACUUGGACGAGACUUCGGGCAAGGGGGGAAGUUAUUGGGCAGGUGGUGGUUACAUGAUUCGCCGGUCGACUUCAGACUAUGAGGCUCGCGAAAUCGGUGGAAGGAGAUGCAGCCCAGACCAAGCAGAUCCAGUGCUAACAUCAGUUCGAGCAUAUGCUUUGUCCCCAUUUCCCGAACGGAAGGGUGUUUACUUCGGUGGCUACGACUGCAAUUUCUUUUCGUCGAGCAACACUGCUUGGAUCUUCUGGGGCUCAGACUGCGCCACACAUGACGAUCCAGAAGUCGCAGCUCCGGGCUGCGCGCAGCCUUCCCAACAAAGAUCCAGCUGCACGGCAAUUUCCGCAACCACAACUGCAACUGCACCAGACCAGACGCCUGCAGAGGGAGGCAACACUACGACUAUGAUAACUGCAAGUACAGACCAGUCGACAAGUCCGCCGACGAGCACAUCUCAAGUCGGCGACACCUCGCAUGCAGAGGGAGGCAACAUGACGGCCACGACAGGCACCCCUCAGGGUCAGGACGGUCAGGUCAGUAGCAGCUCGCGGCGACAGUCUUGCCUCUACGUCCUUUCCUGCGUUCUGCUACAUUGCCAGUGUUUGCUUAUGGGACUGUAG